AUGAGCAGACUUGGGCUCCAGGGUUUGCAGCGCUUUACGAGGUGUAUGCCUGUCGCAUUCCACCGCACACAUAUGCACAAGUACAUGGAACGACCACUUUGGCCCGCGUUUCGAAAUGGCAUUCGCUUUGGCGCGCGCACACUAGCGACGUCGUGUCCGACCCGUGUCCAGACGCGCACAGAGACGUCGCGAUCGGCGAUGCCGAAGUUACCGGUACAAACCGUGGAGAAAUCCGCAACUUCUUCGAUGCCAUCACCGCCACCUGGAUCCCCGUUGACAUCGUCCACUUCGCCGCGGUCGCCACCAGCAGCAGGACCACCACAUGUCACCUUAUCCGAAGAUAUUUUGACAAUCCCCAAUAUUCUGACGCUCACACGCAUGUCGCUCUGCCCCAUUCUUGGAUGGGCUGUAGCGACGCAUCAAGCUCCAUUGACGCUUGCACUACUUGGUGUGGCAGGAUGCACGGAUCUGCUCGACGGAUGGAUCGCUAGACGGUACCAAAGCCAGACAGUGUUUGGGAGCAUUGCAGAUCCAGCCGCCGACAAGAUGCUAAUGGCAACCAUGGUGAUUUCCCUAGCGAUCGGUGGUGGGAUGCAUUGGUCACUCGCAGCGAUCAUCUUGGGCCGCGACGUAUUUUUGGUGGCACUGGCCUUCAUUAUGCGGUACCGCUCUCUAUCGCCUCCUCGUACGCUCGCGCGGUAUUUUAAUCCUCGCCUCCCUAGUGCUCAUGUGACACCGACGCAACUGAGCAAGUUCAACACAUUUCUGCAGCUCGUGCUUGUGGGCGUCCUGACGCUGUUCCCGCUCUUGCCCGAGUCUGUACAAACACAUCCCCACACCACGCGAACUGUGAGUGUACUUGAAUACGUAGUGGCCGGCACGACGCUAUGGACAGGCGUCGACUAUGCGACAAGCCGGCGUUCUGUGCGCUUUUUGCAUGUAAAAUAG
Malassezia globosa CBS 7966 is the source of this 948-nucleotide messenger RNA. RefSeq lists its product as uncharacterized. Lineage: Eukaryota; Fungi; Basidiomycota; Malasseziomycetes; Malasseziales; Malasseziaceae. Gene Ontology annotation, molecular function: cardiolipin synthase (CMP-forming) activity. Gene Ontology annotation, biological process: cardiolipin biosynthetic process. The record is from RefSeq and is a predicted model, not a curated record. Gene Ontology annotation, cellular component: membrane; mitochondrion. The coding region runs from base 1 to 948 and encodes 315 amino acids. The transcript has a single exon.